CCAGUUAUGUAGCGAAUCGUAUAUGCGAGGAGUUACGUUAAACCGGGUCAAAGUCCUAAAAAGAGCCCAACUGGAGGACGAUGUCAUUUAACUCGCCGAUCGCGCCCAUGAAUUCAUUGCGCUUGCGUUGCGUGCGCUGUCCCUUAUUGUCUGUGGUAGUGAGAGCCAGGCGAGGAUCACGAUAGAGCACCCGGCGCUCAUCGACGACCUUUUCGAACGGACCGGGGAUUGCGAGAUUAACCUGCACCAUGGCGAGUUGCAGAAUCUUUGGGGCCCUCACCAAAUUCUCGAGGACAAACAUCAACUAUAUCACGAGAGCAGCUUUGUAUCAACCACUGAGGACUAUAGCAAGUGCUUCUGAUAAGAAACACUUUAAGUCAAAGAUUGUCGAUGAUGUUGCGGUAAUUUCCCUGGAUUCUCCAGGGGCAAAGGUGAAUUCAUUGAAUCAAGAAGUUAUGGAGGAAAUAGCAUCGGUUUUAAGAGAAAUUGAUUCAAACUCUUCAGUCAGAUCAGUCGUCUUCACCAGUGGAAAACCUGAUUGUUUCAUUGCUGGUGCAGAUAUUACAAUGGUUCAAAAGUUCAAAGACGAGAACGAUGGAUACGAGUUAUGCAAAGGGGGCCAACGAAUUCUCAACUCAAUAGCGGAAAGUAAGAAACCGAUAGUUGCAGCAAUUCAAGGCAGUUGCCUGGGCGGUGGUCUUGAGGUGGCAUUGGCAUGUCAUUACCGGGUAGCGGUAAAUGAUCCAAAAACUAAACUAGGUCUUCCCGAAGUGAUGUUGGGUCUUCUUCCUGGUGCAGGGGGUACACAACGUUUACCCAAAUUAGUUUCUCUCCCAGAUGCCUUAGACAUGAUUUUAACAGGCAAGAAUAUUAGGCCUGAUAAAGCGAAGAAGCUUGGAUUCGUCGAUGUAGUGGUCAGUCCUCUUGGUCCAGGACUUGCUACACCAAAGGAAAACACAUUAAGGUACCUGGAGGAAACUGCAAUAUUGGCUGCCAAGGAUAUUGCAAACGGGAAACUAAGCAUCGAUCGUAAACCAAAGAAUGUUACGCAAAAAGUAAUGAGCUUUGCUUUCGGCUUAAAUUUUGUUAGAGAUCAAAUAUUCAAGAAAGCGAAAGCGCAAGUCAUGAAGGCUUCAAGGGGUCUUUAUCCAGCUCCGCUUAAAAUAUUAGAAGUGGUUCGCACUGGUCUCGAUAAAGGUAUUGAUGCCGGAUUCGAGGCAGAAGCUCGAGCUUUUGGACAAUUAGCAGUCACCCCACAGUGUAAAGGUCUAAUAAGUCUCUUCUUUGGCCAGACUGCUUGCAAGAGAAAUCGAUUUGGACCGCCCAAAAGUGCUACCAAGACAGUAGCUGUUGUUGGUGCAGGCCUAAUGGGUGCUGGCAUCGCACAAGUCAGCAUCGAUAAAGGAUAUAAUGUAAUUUUAAAGGAUACAAAUGAGGCUGGUCUUGGUAGAGGUCUCGGCCAAAUUCAGACUAACUUGCUACAGGCAGUUAAGAGGAAACGCUUAACAAGUCUGGAAAAAGACCGAUAUUUGGCGAAUCUCUUGCCGACGUUAUCGUACGACUCGUUUAAGAAGGCUGACAUCGUUAUAGAAGCUGUAUUUGAAGACCUUUCAAUUAAGCAUAAGGUCAUUAAAGAGAUCGAAUCUGUUACUCCAUCGCACUGUAUAAUAGCAACAAAUACAUCUGCCAUCCCUAUUACCAAGAUUGCUGCUGGCAGUAGCAGACCUGACAAAGUCAUCGGUAUGCAUUAUUUCUCUCCAGUGGACAAGAUGCAACUCCUAGAAAUUAUCACUCACAAGGGAACCGCUGACGAGACCAUCAGAACUGCCGUUGACGUUGGUUUAAAACAAGGCAAAGUAGUCAUUACUGUUGGCGAUGGACCUGGGUUCUAUACCACAAGGAUACUUAGUGCUAUGAUAGCAGAAGGAGUCAAGCUCUUACAGGAAGGCGUAGAUCCUGUAGAUCUAGAUAACUUGACGAAAUCAUUCGGUUUCCCUGUGGGAUUAGCCACAUUAUCCGACGAAGUCGGCAUCGAUGUAGGGGCACACAUCAGUGUAGACCUUAGUAAGGCAUUAGGGGCCAGAUUCCAAGUUGGUGACGACAACGUCCUCGUCGCGAUGGUGAAGGCUGGAUUCUUAGGUCGUAAAUCGGGUAAGGGUAUUUUCGUCUAUGAAAAAGGCUCUAAGCAUAAGCAGGUGAACAUGCAGGCGAUAGAUAUCCUCAAGAAGUACAAAUUGGAGCCUAAAGGCAGCACGUCCGACGAAGAUCGCCAGAUGAGAAUGGUCUCUCGAUUUGUCAACGAAGCGGUCAUGUGUCUGGAAGAGAACAUCCUCGCGAACCCGCUCGAAGGAGAUAUUGGAGCAGUUUUCGGUCUAGGCUUCCCACCAUUCUCUGGCGGACCAUUCCGUUGGGUCGACACCUUCGGUGCUCGAAGACUGGUGAACAAGAUGGAAGAAUUCCAGGCCCACUACGGGGAAUCGUUCAAGCCGUGCCAACUGCUCCGCGACAUGGCCUCCGAUUCCAACAAGAAGUUCCAUCCUCAGUAAAGAUAUUAGACUCUAUAUUAAAUUCAGGGGUCUCUGCGAUGUUACGAAACCCGAGACUUUCUCAACUACGGUCACUGGCGGUGGAAUGACCCAUUGCCUCUUACGUAGAAAUCAGUGCAAUCUACACGUUGCUUAAUAACUGCAUUACUUUCAUAGAAUCACUGUUAACUCUGCAGGGCGUGAUACUUCCGUAAUUUUUGAGUGUGCAUUCGUUACACGUUAUACACAGAGCGCUAUUGUAAGUAUAUAUUUUUACACCGAAAGUGUUUAUAAAAUAAAUUGACCGUGCUAAAUGUGGUGA
Molecule: messenger RNA, 2847 nt
Organism: Orussus abietinus
Lineage: Eukaryota; Metazoa; Arthropoda; Insecta; Hymenoptera; Orussidae
Gene: Mtpalpha
Product: trifunctional enzyme subunit alpha, mitochondrial
Exons: 12
Coding region: 249-2546 (765 amino acids)
Biological process (GO): fatty acid beta-oxidation
Cellular component (GO): mitochondrion; mitochondrial fatty acid beta-oxidation multienzyme complex
Molecular function (GO): NAD+ binding; long-chain (3S)-3-hydroxyacyl-CoA dehydrogenase (NAD+) activity; enoyl-CoA hydratase activity
Source: RefSeq, a predicted model, not a curated record